Messenger RNA from Jatropha curcas, 1016 nucleotides. Lineage: Eukaryota; Viridiplantae; Streptophyta; Magnoliopsida; Malpighiales; Euphorbiaceae. The record is from RefSeq and is a predicted model, not a curated record.
UCUCUUAAUCUCUCCAUCAACAACACUUAACAUUUUUCAUUUUUCUCAAGAAACAUAUUCUUUUCAUUUUCACUUUCUCAAAAAUGGCCAAGGUGCAGACUCUCUUUCUACUUGUUUUCAUUGUUUUUACUGUUUUAAACACUUUCAUGUUGGUUCAAGCAGACAAUGCGCCUGCGCCUUCGCCUACAAAAUCGACGCCGUCUCCUUCAUCUUCUCCUUCUGUGAAAUCUCCUACCGCUUCUCCCGCAUCUUCUCCGAUUAAAUCUCCGGCUUCUUCACCCGCGUCUUCUCCGGCGAAAUCUCCAUCUAGUUCCAGUACUUCCUCAUCCCCUUCAAAGUCUCCUUCAGUCAGUCCCCCCACACUAUCCCCAACUGCUGCUACCCCUUCAAAGUCUCCUUCAGUCAGUCCCCCCACACCAUCCCCAACUGCUGCUACCCCAUCCCCAAGUAUGUCGCCUCCAGUUAUAUCACCAACUACUCCACCCCCGACGGUUUCCACUCCGACUACAACUCCGGUGGCCGCUCCGACUUCCGCUCCUGUCGCUAGCCCAUCAGUAUCGGAGGGUCCGGCUACUUCACCUACUCCAGAAGCAUCAGCCAGCAUUCCUUCCAGUUCUGCAACACCAGUAGAGGCACCAAUUUUCCCUUCCAGUAGCAGCCCGCCACUUCCGACUCCCGCUAGUUUGUCGCCGGAAUCUGCAGGAAGUCCGGCAGUGAACGAUGAAUCGGGUUCUAUGUCUAUGUAUGAAGUUCGGGUCAUUUUGAGUGGGCUAUUGGGUAUUGGACUCGGGGGUGCCUUGAUUUUGUCAAUUUAAUUUUCCAUAUUAUUACUCAUUCAUUGAAUCAUUUAUUAUAUUUUAUUUUUCUGUCAUUAAUUAUUGGUUAUUAAUUUAUUGUUAUUAACCUUCAUGUUCUUUUUUUUGUUUUAGUUACUGUUCGUAGAAGUUAAUUAAUGAGUACUUAAUUUUCAUUUCCAUUUAUAAUUUUUUUCAAUAAAAAGAACUUUUUGAUUUCAA